AUGGCGCUGUCGACAGCUCAGAAGCGGGGCAUUGCCAAUGGAGUCAGCCGCGGUGCUCAGACGCCCGCGCGGUGCGUCCGGGUCCACGCCAUUGGCGAGCACAAGAGCCUGGCAAGCAGGGUGGCUCCGGCGCUGCUGGCCAGCGUGAUUGCUCUGUCGAGCGGCUUCACCACGAUCGACGCCGCCUUCGCCCCGCCGGCGCGGGCCGACGGCGAGGAGAACCUCUCCCCCCUCGAGCGGCGGAGGGCGCUCCUCAGGGCCGCGCGCGAGAAGGCGGAGGCUGCCUCCAGCGCCACCAAGGAGGCGGAGGCGGAGCCCAAGGCCGAGCCGGAGCCAGAGCCAGAGGCGCCCAAGACCGACUUUGCGGGUGCGGCCCCGGCCCACGGGGGCCGGUGCGCGGCGACGGCCUCGCCUCGCAGCUGA
Monoraphidium neglectum is the source of this 423-nucleotide messenger RNA. RefSeq lists its product as hypothetical. The coding region runs from base 1 to 423 and encodes 140 amino acids. NCBI's taxonomy places the organism in Eukaryota, Viridiplantae, Chlorophyta, Chlorophyceae, Sphaeropleales, Selenastraceae. The transcript is spliced from 4 exons. The record is from RefSeq and is a predicted model, not a curated record.